Tachysurus vachellii is the source of this 1152-nucleotide messenger RNA. Its product is annotated as ATP-binding cassette sub-family G member 4-like. The record is from RefSeq and is a predicted model, not a curated record. The transcript has 10 exons. NCBI's taxonomy places the organism in Eukaryota, Metazoa, Chordata, Actinopteri, Siluriformes, Bagridae. The coding region runs from base 1 to 1152 and encodes 383 amino acids. Gene Ontology annotation, molecular function: ABC-type transporter activity. Gene Ontology annotation, cellular component: plasma membrane.
AUGCCAAAAAUGCCACAGCUGUAUAUUUUGAGUCAGGGGCAUUGCAUAUAUAAUGGCACAGUCCCAUACCUCGUCCCCUAUCUGAAGAACCUCGGACUCCACUGCCCUACUUACCACAAUCCUGCAGACUUCAUAAUCGAGGUGGCAUCAGGAGAGUAUGGUGAUUUGAAUCCUGUGCUUUUCGAGGCAGUGCAGGGUGGCAUGUGCUCAGACGGUGUCAAGAAGAACUCCAGUGACAAGAAUGAUCCUACAUCAUCUUGCCCAACUCAGUGUAACAGCAUGAGUGGACACACUGAAAAACAUACUUUUGCCACCAGCACGCUCACACAGUUCUGCAUUCUUUUCAAAAGAACUUUUAUCACAAUAUGUAGAGACAUGGUGCUGACCCACCUGAGGGUGAUGUCACACUUGUCUAUUGGAGUACUGAUCGGCCUGCUGUACCUAAACAUUGGCAACGAUGACAGCAAAGUGUUCGACAACACUGGAUUCCUCUUCUUCUCCAUGCUCUUCAUUAUGUUUGGUGCAUUAAUGCCAACUGUCCUCACAUUUCCUCUGGAGAUGUCAGUGUUUCUAAGGGAGCAUCUGAACUACUGGUACAGUUUAAAGGCCUACUACCUAGCCAAGACCGUGGCUGAUAUCCCAUUUCAGGUCCUAUAUCCCAUAGUGUACUGUAGUAUAAUGUACUGGAUGACAGGGCAGCCUCCAGAAGCUACCCGAUUUGUGCUUUUCAUGGCCUUCUGCACCUCCGUUGCCCUGGUGGCUCAGUCUCUGGGCCUACUCAUUGGAGCUGCUUUCACCUUGCUGCAGGUGGCUACAUUCGUAUGGCCAGUGACAGACAUUCCAGUCUUGCUUUUCUCUGGCUUCUUUAUCAACUUUGACACCAUCCCAAAAUACCUACAGUGGAUCUCUUAUGUUUCUUAUGUCAGGUAUGGCUUUGAGGGUGUGAUCCUAUCCAUUUAUGGUAUGAAUCGAACAGAUUUGGAAUGCCCUGGCCCUGUCUGUGAGUUCCAGAAGCCCGAGGAGGUGUUGCAGCUGUUGGAUGUAGAAGAUGCAAAACUCUACGUGGACUUCAUAGUGUUAGGGAUUUUCUUCCUCGCUCUUCGGUUAGCCACUUAUCUAGUGCUGCGUUACAAAGUCAAGUCUGAACGUUAG